Moneuplotes crassus is the source of this 1415-nucleotide messenger RNA. NCBI's taxonomy places the organism in Eukaryota, Ciliophora, Spirotrichea, Euplotida, Euplotidae. The record is from the annotation of a GenBank genome assembly.
UAUAUUCAUAAACUGAUGAUCAAUAGACUAGUCGUGAUUAUUAUUCUUGCAGCUGGAGUCUCAUUAGUAAUGGGAUAUGCUUACACUACUUUUGCAUACUUUCCAAAGCUGGCUCAUGACAGAGAUUUGAGCCAGAGCUUGGUUGGACUGACCAUUGGACUAAACUCUUUGCCGUUUAUGAUAUUCUCAAUUGCAUCUCCAUUUUUAAUGAAGAAAUUUGGAAGGAAGAAAUUUUUAGUACUCCCACUUCUGAUAUGUGCUCUUUCGAUCAUGACUUUUGCUUGUCUAGAUUUUAUCGAAGACUCGAACACAUUCUUCUGGGUAGCCAUGAUAUCUAGGCUAUUUAACGGAGCUGGAAUGAGUACUUAUACAACAGCAUGAUAUUCUUAUGCUUCAAUUUUAUAUAAAGAAAACACUCAGAAAGGAAUGGGAAUCAUCAAAGCUUCUCUUGGAAUUGGGCCUAUUGUGUCUCUGGUAGUCAGUAGCUUUAUUUUUAAAUGGUUUGGAUUCUUUACUACUUUUGCGACAAUUAGCGUUGGAUUGUUAAUAAAUACAUUGGCCAUAGCUAUUUUUGUCAAAGAAAUAAAAGAUGAGAAAUCAUCUACAAACGCGACUGAUAUUGUUUCUAAAAGAUCUUUUAAGUCUCUGUAUAUCUUUGCUGAUGCAAGAAUCUUUGGAACGGUAAUAAAUGUUUUCUUUGCUAUGACUCUUAUUGACUCAUUAGCUCCACUUAUGGCUGACAGGUUAGAUGAGUUUGGAAUACCAGAAUAUUUGAAAGGUUUGACAUUUUUACUUUCAAAUAUCCCAUUCACAUUGACAUCCCUUUUGUUGCACAUAUUUGCAAAAGAAAUUAGGACAAAGAGAAUUAUUUCAUGAAUUGGUUGGAUCCUACUCGGUAUUGCUUUUUUGUUUAUUGGCCCAUCUAAAACUCUUGGGUUUCCUAAUAAAUUAUUCAUGGUAUUUAUUGGAUUUCCACUCUUUGGAGCUUCCUAUGCAUGUUUAAUUGUAACUAGUAUUCCAAUUAUGCAAGGAUGAGCAGCUGAUUAUGACACUGUUAACGAAGAAUAUAAGCAAGUAACUCUCUAUUUCUCAGGAUUAUUUAAUCUUGCUUACGGCACUGGAACUUUCAUUGGCCCUCUGAUAUCUACAAGAAUUGAAGAACCUUUAGGAUUCCAAAGAUUUGCUGAAAUAAUCUCACUUUCAGCAUUCAUUUGAUUGAUAAUUUACAUUCUUCUGAUUUCAUUACCAAGAUCAUUAAAAGUCAAAAAGCAUAUAAUCAAAGCUAAUUUCAAAGAGAGUAGUCUUAAUAUAUAUAAAGAUGAUGAGGAAAGUGAGACUCAAGAAACUAUUAGCACUCAGCUAUUACGCAGCCCUGCCAAAGCAUAAUUUAUUAAUGUUAGCAAUCAUUUCAAUCA